Messenger RNA from Onychomys torridus (southern grasshopper mouse), 318 nucleotides. It is a transcript of the gene Prok1, whose product is annotated as prokineticin 1. The transcript has 3 exons. The record is from RefSeq and is a predicted model, not a curated record. The coding region runs from base 1 to 318 and encodes 105 amino acids. NCBI's taxonomy places the organism in Eukaryota, Metazoa, Chordata, Mammalia, Rodentia, Cricetidae.
AUGAGAGGUACCAUGCAAGUCUUCAUCAUGUUCCUCCUAGCAACUGUGUCCCACUGUGCCGUGAUCACAGGGGCCUGUGAGCGAGAUGUCCAGUGUGGGGUGGGCACCUGCUGUGCCAUCAGUCUGUGGCUGCGGGGGCUGCGGUUGUGCACCCCACUGGGUCGGGAAGGAGAGGAGUGCCACCCAGGAAGCCACAAGGUCCCCUUCUUUAGGAAACGCCAGCACCACACCUGCCCCUGCUCACCCAGCCUGCUGUGCUCCAGGUUCCCGGACGGCAGGUACCGCUGCUGCCGGGACUUGAAGAAUGUCAACUUUUAG